This is a messenger RNA of Sturnus vulgaris (Common starling), 4388 nucleotides long. The record is from RefSeq and is a predicted model, not a curated record. Lineage: Eukaryota; Metazoa; Chordata; Aves; Passeriformes; Sturnidae.
UAGUGUUGCCAUGUGGAUGGCAAAAUUUUGUGGCUACAGAACUAAUGUUUAAGUUUAUAGUAGCACUUGGGAUGAACUAAAUUUUUUUGAGCUGUACCUUCUGUCAAGUGGGAAAUUGCUGGGCACUGGGCUGGCCUCUGUGGUAACCUUAAGGUUUUAGGUCCCUAAGGCAUUUCAUCCAAAGGAAAUUUUUAUUUUUACUUUUUUUUUAAGCAGAAGACAGUUUUAGGAUCACGAGAGCAGUAGCUGGAAAGAAGAACUGAAGGGAGGUCACCAUGGGAGCAUUUUUAGACAAGCCAAAGAUGGAGAAGCAUAAUGCCCAGGGGCAGGGGAAUGGGCUGCGUUACGGGCUAAGCAGUAUGCAAGGCUGGCGUGUGGAAAUGGAGGAUGCACACACGGCUGUGAUUGGUUUGCCAAAUGGACUUGAUGGAUGGUCCUUUUUUGCUGUCUAUGAUGGGCACGCUGGAUCACAGGUUGCCAAGUACUGCUGUGAGCAUUUAUUAGAUCACAUCACGAGCAACCAGGAUUUUAAAGGGCCAGAUGGGCCACCAUCUGUGGAAAGUGUAAAGUGCGGCAUCAGAACAGGUUUUCUGCAGAUUGACGAACACAUGAGAGUCAUCUCUGAGAAGAAGCAUGGCGCAGACAGAAGUGGGUCAACAGCUGUGGGUGUCAUGAUUUCUCCCCAACACACAUACUUCAUCAACUGUGGAGACUCGAGAGGUUUGCUCUGUCGAAACAGGAAGGUUCACUUCUUCACACAGGAUCACAAACCAAGUAACCCUCUGGAGAAGGAGCGUAUACAGAAUGCAGGUGGCUCUGUAAUGAUUCAGCGUGUGAAUGGCUCCCUUGCUGUUUCAAGGGCACUUGGGGACUUUGAUUACAAAUGUGUCCAUGGGAAAGGUCCUACAGAACAGCUGGUCUCACCUGAGCCUGAAGUUUAUGAAAUUGAGAGAUCAGAAGAAGAUGAUCAGUUCAUCAUCCUGGCUUGCGACGGUAUCUGGGAUGUUAUGGGAAAUGAAGAGCUGUGUGACUUUGUAAGAUCCAGACUUGAAGUCACUGAUGACCUUGAGAAAGUUUGCAAUGAGAUAGUUGACACCUGCUUGUACAAGGGAAGUCGAGACAACAUGAGUGUGAUAUUGAUCUGUUUUCCGAAUGCACCAAAGGUAUCACCAGAGGCGGUGAAAAGAGAGGCAGAAUUGGACAAGUACCUGGAAAGCAGAGUAGAAGAGAUCAUAAAGAAGCAGGGUGAAGGAGUGCCAGACUUAGUCCACGUGAUGCGUACGUUAGCAACUGAGAGCAUCCCAAACCUCCCGCCGGGGGGGGAGCUGGCAAGCAAACGGAGUGUGAUUGAAGCUGUGUAUAACAGACUGAAUCCCUACAGGAACGAUGAUGCUGAUUCUGCCUCAACUGAUGAUAUGUGGUAAAACUGCUCAUCUAGCUGUGGAGUUCACGUUUCAUCCUGCAAAUGAAAAUGCAGCCCAACCUCAGUGACCCUUCUUAACAUCCAUCCUCAACCUUAAUUAAAGAAGGGAAUAUGAUGUGUUGGUGAGAGUGACUACAGCAGUACGACAUCUAGCCCAGGAACUGAUCUUUUUUGUAAAACAGACUUCUGUAAACGUGAUUUCAAACCAUAAAUUCAUGUUGUAAAUCAGACUCCAGCAAUUUAUGUUGUAUGAUUUUGUUUUUGUAAAGUGCAAUUGUCUUUGUACAAAAUGCUCAUAUUUAAUUAUGAACCGCUUUAAAUCACUAUAAAGGUUAGAAGAAAUGUUUUGGCUUGUGUGAUGCAACAAUAUAUAUCCCUUUUAAAAAUCAUGUUGUGGUUUUGGAUUGCAAGGAGCAGCAGCCUAGCCAGCUAGGUGCUCAAGAGGUGCACAAAACUGUUAAAGAUAACUUUUUGGUUUAUAUGAAAGCUGAACUCAUGGGCAACCUACCUGAAAUUACAGUGUGUGAAUUCCGCUUGGCAAUGGAAAAUUAGCUUAGGAGUAGUGCACAUUCUUCAACAAACAUAUAUAAUUUUCUUGGAUGCACUCCUGCUCUCAUGUUGAGUCGAAGGGAUUUGUGAUUUUGAGUUCAGUGGGAGUUAAAUCGUGCCCUGUUAACAGUAUCCUGUUCAUACAUGUACCAAUCUUGGGAUUAGAAUGCCUUGGUUCUUUGCACCUCUUUCUUCAUUAACCCUUACCUGAAACUACUAAUCACUGAGCACGAAGACAACUUUCUACAUAAAGUAAGAGUCUGCAGCAUUUUUACAAUCCUGAUUGGCUGGGUCUGCUGCUGUUCCAAGAAAAGUACUCUGAAUUCCAUUUUAUCAAUAAAGCUUGAUUUAACAAACAAGACAUUUACCCAUAAAUGUGUAAUUCCUUCUUUUCCUGCCUUUUAAAAUGUCAGUGCCAUUGUAAAUGAUAUUUUACUUGUGGAAGAAUAUUUUUCUUAAUUGGUAGCCCAUUUUUAAAAUGGGAAGGAUUUUGAUUAUUGCCCAAGACAUAGCCAUAUGCUAGAGGAUGAUGUGGGAUUAAUCUGUUACCCUAUUUUUUACAAAUGUGGGGUUUUUCAGGCUUUUUGGUGUCGGGUUUGUUUUUCGUUUUUUGCCCCUCCCUACUGAAGAUGUGCAUUGGUUUGAAUUUGCCUACUGUUUGAUAAAAAUACAUUUGUUAAAGCCUGACAAUCUUUAACAUUUUAUGGUGUGUGUUUUUAAUUGACCCUCUUACUUAGAAUGAGAGACUAGUGGUUAAACAGUACUUGUGAUUUGAGGUAUAGCAUGUUGACAAUAUUUAACUGUUUGUUGUUUAAAAUUCUAAUUUAAAAUUUUAUAAGAUAAUAAACUAAUUUGAUUUAAGCUUAGCUUUCUCCCAUUGAGCAUACGAAAAUUAAGUUUUCAAGUCAGUCGUGUUUGCAAAACUGCUGUUUUGUGCACCUUGUAUUGUCUUUUUGGUUGAGAAUAUUGUAUUUAAUAUGUAGUUUACUCAUUUAGUAGGCAGAUUCCUCAAAAGGAAAAUCAGUAAAACAAGUAGAUUGUAACAUUUACUGCAGUUAAACAGACUCAGAACUUGGUGUAUAAUUACUUUUUGAUAGGAAAAUGUAGUACAAUGCAUUUUGCUAUAUUUGUCUUUCCCUAACUUUGACAUAUACAUAUUUGUAUAUAUAGCCUUAAAACUAAUGCAGAGUUAGGGAACACUGAACAGUGAAAAAGUAACUUAUAGUGUCUUGGAACUAAGUAUAGUAUAUACCAGCAAACUUUUCUUUUAUCCCUCUUGUCUAUGUGGGGUGCUUAAACGUAACUUCAUUGUAUUCAGUUUGUAAUCUGUUCAAGCAUGAUUGAAGAAAACAUAAGCACUAUUUGUAUUUAUAAAUUUAUAGCAAUUUUUGCUUAAAGAACCAGUUCCUUACCUACCUAUGAAUAAAUGCUUAAAAUGUCUAAUUUUGUUGUAGAGUGCAAAACUAUAAUGAUGUUAAGUUAUAGCUUCACAGGCACCUAAUUAACGAGCAUAUUUAAUAAUACAUGGCGUAUUAGUGUGAAAAGCUAAACUUAAUUUAGGACUAGGCAGAUAAAGUUCUGUCCUUUUUUUCAUAGAGACUAAAGUUUAGUUUUGGAAACUGCAAAACCUUGAACUGGACUGUGGAACCUUUGAGUUUUAAACUUUAAAAAUCAGAAGCAAAACUGUGGUGUGAAAAGCCAUACUUCAAACCAUAAUCACUUAAACUGUCUCAGUGACAAAGGAGAUUUCUGAAGCCUCUUCUGACGAGGUCUCCUGAAGGUUAGAAAGAAAAUAAUUCUGCUGUUGCUACAGGCGAUGUGAGUAGGUUUGAGGGUAGUGGCAGAAAGCCCGUUUCAGGCCUUUCUCUCUCCCGCCUACAUUCAGCUUUUUGAUGAGCUCAGAGCACUGAAUUAUGAUGUAUGCAUAAACACUGCCAUUUUAGAUACAGACUUUGAUUACAGAAUAAACGAGUUAAGUAUAUAAAGCAUCCUAGAAAAGAGGCAAGAUGUACUUUUUUCACUGCUCUGAAAAGAAAAAGGCACUUUUGCACCUUUGUGCAUCUCCUUCUUGCACCAGAAACUUUUUUUUUAAAUGCUAAAAACAUUAGCACCUCAGGGGCAAGGCAGCAAUUUUUAUUUUGAAAUAUUGUGUGCUAUUUAUUUCCCUCUUGGAAAAAGAUUCCUGUGUGACAAAAAUGAAAAUUGUGUGAUGUUAACAGAUGUAUUUUUAAAUACAUGUUCAAAUAGGAUGGUCCCGAUUUGCUUGUUUUUAAAAGGAAAUGACAUUUGUAAAGCUACUUUGCUUCGUAUGCCAUGCAACUUUGUUUUCCUUCUACAUUUGACAGCUUCACUGGCUACAGUUUCUGUGAGCUUUGUUAUAGUCAGAUUAAAUGUUUCACUGAUCUUUCUGGGAGAA